CGGGGUCUCGAUGGACCGGGUGCUGAGAUGGGUGGACCAGGACGACGACGGCAGGGUCACGCUCGACGAGGUCGAGCGGGAGGCCGAGCGCCUGAGGCGCAGGGCCGUCGCCGUGGCCCGCCCGGUGGUCCGCUUCUGCGAGGCGUAUCGGCCCUGGCUGCAGGCGGGGGUCGGCGGCCUGACCCUCUUUCUUCCGCCUGUUGUCUUCUACGGGGGUCACUUCAAGCAGUCCCUCUUGUUCUACUGCGGCUUCGAGGCGACGCAGAAGGAGGCGCUGCUGGUCCAGCUGCGGGAGCUUGGCGAGAUAUACUCGGCUGCGCGAUCCAAGAUCCGCGAGGACUACGGGGAGGUUGUUCUGGCUGACUACGGCACCCGCACGGGAGACGAGAGCCGAGGGCAGGGCGGCGAAGGGGCUGCGCACCGCGCACCGCUGUCCCUGGUGGUGUACCGAGCAGUGGACCCGCACCGGUUCCUCAGCGUGGCCCGCUGCCUCUACAGUGGGCUGUGUGUCGGGCUCGCGGCCACGAUGAACGAGAGCGCUGCCAGGCUGGGCCUCGGCGUGCAGCUCGGCCGCCGCCUCUGCGACUGCAUCGCCCCUGCGAUGGGCGUAGCGCCGCGCGAGGGCGCAGCCGACCACUCGGCGCCCGACCCCUGGUCCCUGCUCGCGCUGGAGACUGCGUGCACGGGGCUGGGGCUGACGGUGACCUUUUUCUUCAAGGGCUGGGCCGCCCUGUGGACCACGACGAGCAUGGGGUCCGCCCUCCUGGUGGACGCCGCCGUGGAGAUCCUGGGCGACCUGGCGCUUUGGCCCCAGGGCGACGCGCAGACGUUGGCGCUGCAGUCGUCGAAGGUGGCACUGGCUGCCGUCGGCUUCUACUCGCAGAUGCUGCACUGGGGCAGCCCUCCCGGCGUCCCCUGGUAUCUGCAAGUGCCCCUGGCGCCCGCGCGCCUCGUGGAGGCGCUGCUGUGCCUCGUGGCGGCGCAGGGCGCGGGUCCCGCCGACCUCGGCCUCGUGCCGCGCUGA
Prorocentrum cordatum is the source of this 1024-nucleotide messenger RNA. Lineage: Eukaryota; Dinophyceae; Prorocentrales; Prorocentraceae. The record is from the annotation of a GenBank genome assembly.